GCCGCCCACGGGGGUACCGGUGAGUGAGGCUCUCUCGUCGUCGUUUUUGGUUACCUGCUGGGCUGGGAUUCUCGAGUUCUAGGCUACUGCACUGUGGAACCGGGCGGGGUAGGUAAGGAAGCAGGGUUCUUUACUGUGCUAAAGCCUCGGUGGUUUAGGGCGGGUUUCAAGUUCAUCCCAGGGCGGAUUCUUGGCCUGGUUUGGGUUCUCCGGUGCGCCGCAUUUGAUUGACUCGGGGAUCCCUUGGUUCUUGCUCGCUCUGGAGAGGUUCCCACGCCGAUUUCGGGGCCGCUUUGGUCUGGUAUGAAAGCCACAUUCUACUGUGUUAGAGGAGAGGAUGAGACAUUCUACUGUGUUAGAGGAGAGGAUGAGGGAGAGGGAGGGAAACAUUUUCGCCCCCGUUAGCCUAAACCCCUUUUGCUAAUUCCGUCCCGCCUGUAGGAAUGUAGAGGGCAAUGCUGGUUUCAGCUUUCAAGAACCGGAUUCGUGUACUGCCCUAGUCGUCGCCUGGGGAUUUGGGGGCUGCAUUGGGAAGAUUACCACGGUGUUGAAGUGCUGCUUUUGAUGAAGUAAUGGGGUUUUUAUUAUUUUUUUCUCACACUGUAUGAUACAGUUGCUUGAUCAGAGGUUGGAAUUGGGGAAAGGUCUCACUUUGCUGGCUCCUUUUCUCACUCUGCUGUGCCAUCUUAUCUGCUGGCAUAGCCCCCUGUUUGCUUUAAACAUAAGACUGCUUGCUUUAAUCAUGGAACAGGCUUUCAAGAAAUACGCUUUGACCAUUGGGUUUGGAUUUCGCAGGUCACUCGAGGUUAUUUUGUGAAUAAAAAAAAAGAGUUUCUUUGCUUUUUUAUUUCCCUUGAUCUAUGUUUGGUUAGUUCUUAGACCUGCACCAUGUCUUUCUCUGAUAUCUUCUAUCAAUGUCAAUUGCUCUGUCCUUUUUAUCUUUUGUUUACCAGAUUAAUUACCUUCCUGAAAUGUCAAGUUGGCUGCAGAUGUGGCCAACUUUUGUGGACAGCGGAUGCAUAUUGAGUAUUUAGAUCUGAGGAGCAAAGGCCAUUACUUAUCGUAAGCAAGAUUUCUAAUUGGCGGAAGCUUUUAUGUGUAGCUGACUGUUGAAUUUACUGGUCUCAAGUAUAGAGUAGGCAGGCAAUCUGCAGUUUAGUGGAACCCAAUGGGUUCUUCUCCUUCCAAAGCCACUGGAGAGGAUGCCCUGGUUCUGUGCAAGGAUCGGAUGCGCCACAUCAGACAAGCUAUUGACUCGAGAGAUGCACUGUCAGCAGCGCACUUAUCUUACACACAAUCUCUCCGUAGUGUGGGUACUGCACUGCGGCAGUAUGCUGAGUCUGAGAUCUCACCGGAAUCAUCGCUCUCCAUUUCAGAAGUGGAUAAGUCACCAUCACAUUCCUCUAUGGCAUCUCCUUCGCCUUCGCGUGCAGUAGAGAGUGUUGCCUCUCUGGGGCAUCGAGCAAGUCCAUCUAUUACUCCACCCUCAACACGAAUCCAUUGCAUGAAAGCAGCAGCAACCACUCCUUUGACCUUUGUGAUAGAUCAAUCUACUGCUGAAUUUGUGGGGCGCGAAUCCCCAGUAUCAGCUUUUGUCCCACCCCCACCACCAUUGCCUCCAGAAUUAUGUACCACGUGGGACUUCUUUGAUCCCAUUGAUGCUGCUGGUACCUCUUCCUCCAACAAUGAGAAUGAGGUAACCCUGAACUUCAGUAGAUUGAGGGAUCUAAGAGAGUCAAGGGUAGCUGAAGUAGUUCCAUUGAAAGAAGUUGAAGAGGAAAUCAUGUCCAGAAGGCAUACAGAAAUUUCUGAUGAUAAUACACCACCUGAGCAGGAAAGAGAGCCAAAGCAAGGUGGGACCGGAAAACCAAGUCAGUUGGUGGAUACUUCAACCAAAGCUACAUCUGAGCAGGUUGCUGCAAAGUUGGAGGAAAGUGAAAUGGAAAAAGAAUUAUGUGCAGAGGCAGAGGACCCUUCAGAGUUCAUCACUCAUCGAGCCAAAGAUUUUGUGUCGAGCAUGAAGGACAUUGAAACCCGGUUUAUGCGUGCAGCUGAAGCAGGAAAUGAGGUUUCCAGAAUGCUUGAAACCAAGAAGAUCCGACUUGACAUAUGUGCUAAAAUACCAGGUUCUCCAGUCAAGCUACCUUCUGCCCGAUUUGUGUCAGCACUUCGAGUGUGCUGCAAUCGUGAUGUUAUUCUCAACCAGGAAACUGCGCAGCAUGUUUCAAAGGUUGUCACAUGGAAGCGUUCUGUCUCAUCUCUUUCAUCAUCAUCUAAGAGUGCACUUAUGACAUCGAUAAUGAAAGAUGAUGUGGAUGACAGUAAUAGUGAUUUUGUUGAGGAAUUCGCCAUGGUAUCCGGAAGCCAUUCUUCUACGUUGGACAGGCUACACGCAUGGGAGAGAAAACUAUAUGAUGAAAUCAAGGCAAGUGAAAAUGUUAGGAAGGCCUAUGAUGAGAAAUGUAACCUACUCCGACGCCAAUUUGCACGAGGCCUAAAUGCGCAGGUGAUUGAUAAGACUAGAGCUGUUGUGAAGGAUCUCCAUUCCAGGGUAUCUGUUGUGAUUCAAGCUGUUGAUGCAAUCUCCAAAAGAAUUGAGAAGAUAAGGGAUGAAGAACUGCAGCCACAGCUUGUCGAGCUAAUUCAAGGGCUAAUCAGAAUGUGGAAACUGAUGCUGGAAUGUCACCACAAACAGUUCAUCACGAUCACAUUAGCAUACCACGUGAAAGACUCGACCUCGGCGCGUCAAGGUGAGCACCACCAUCACCGCCAGGCGGCGAUGCAUCUGUGGAAUGAGAUGGACAGCUUCUCCUCCAGCUUCAGAAACUGGGUCACCGCUCACAAAUCGUACGUCGAGGCCCUCAACGCGUGGCUCCAGAAGUGCGUCCUGCAGCCGCCCCAGGACCGGCGCAGGCGCAAACGCAAGGUCUCCUUCCCUCCUCGGCAGGCUGUCUCCCCUCCCAUAUUCAUCCUCUGCGGGGACUGGCUCGCCAGGACAGAACCUCUCCCUGCUGACGAGCUAUGCAGAUCCCUCAAAGACGUGAUGCAGCUCCUCCGCGGCUCGUUCGAGCACCGCGACGAGCAGAACAGGCCCAGAAGCGGCGAGUCGCAGGAGUGCGGGAUGCUGGAGAACAGUAGCGAGCAGGAGGCGGCGGCUAAGAGUGGGAGUUGUGCAGCAUCAGCUGAAGGGCUGCAGUCGAGACUGACGGCGGUUCUUGACCGCCUGACAAAGUUCUCGGAGGCAUCACUGAAGUGCUACGAGGAGCUCAAGCAGAACUACGAGAUGGCCUGUGCUGAUUAUAGGAGAGUUGGACCAAAUGCUCAGCUUGCUUAGGAUUGAUGUUGGCUGUGGUGUGUGACUUUUUGCUAUCUCUGUUCUGGAUGACAAAUUCUCUAGUGUUUUGGUAUAUAUUUUGUGAACAAUCAGGUGAUAGCACAAUCUUUGGCCGAAUAUUACUGAUGAUUUAGUGCUAUCAGUUAUGUAAGCUUCAUCACUUGCCCUGCCCUGAUGCUUCGAAAGGCCUAUGAGAACCGUUUU
Messenger RNA from Zea mays, 3538 nucleotides. RefSeq lists its product as uncharacterized. Bases 1169 to 3334 code for a protein of 721 amino acids. Lineage: Eukaryota; Viridiplantae; Streptophyta; Magnoliopsida; Poales; Poaceae. The transcript has 6 exons. The record is from RefSeq and is a predicted model, not a curated record.